AUGUUGUCCCGAGCUGCCAGGCCAGCCCUGAGUGCCAGUAAUCGGGCUUUGACCCGAAUUGCUGUGCCAAAUGCAGCCAGUUAUGCCACGCUCCGGGAAAUUGAGGGCCGCCUCAAGUCUAUCAAGAACAUCGAAAAGAUCACAAAAACCAUGAAGAUCGUUGCCUCCACUAAACUUACCCGCGCCCAGAAAGCAAUGGUUGACUCACGGACCUACGGCCAAACCUCGCAACAAGUUUUCGACGAAGCGCAAACCAAAGCCUUAGAGGACAAAAAGACACUCCUCGUCAUCGCCAGCUCCGACAAAGGCCUCUGCGGUGGCAUCCAUUCCGGUAUGACGCGCGCAACGAGGCGAAUGCUAGAGACAGACUCGAGCUUGGACAUCGCCAUCAUCGGCGAGAAAUGUAAAGCCCAACUCGGCCGCUCCAACCCAAAGAACAUGGUGCUCAGCUUCGCUGGUGUGGGGAAGGACGUUCCAACCUUCGCCGACGCUCAAGCCAUUGCCGACCGAAUCACCCAGCUUCCGCAAGACUACGCCAGCAUGAAGAUCAUGUACAACAAAUUCAUCAAUGCCCAGAGCUACGAACCCGUGAUAGUGGAAGCCUUCUCCGAAGAAGCCAUCGCCGCAUCCGAGAACUUUGCCGCUUUUGAGAUUGAUGAUGAGGUACUCGCCAACUUGCGGGAAUACGCGCUGGCUAAUUCGAUCUACUGGGCUUUGGCGGAGGGACACGCCUGCGAGCAGUCUGCGAGGAGGAACGCCAUGGAUAACGCAUCCAAAAACGCAGGCGACAUGAUCAGCAAGUUCCAGAUCCUCUACAAUCGAACCCGGCAAUCCGUCAUCACGGGAGAAUUGGUCGAGAUUAUCACAGGCGCCACCGCUUCGGCGGAUAUGUAG
Molecule: messenger RNA, 894 nt
Organism: Endocarpon pusillum Z07020
Lineage: Eukaryota; Fungi; Ascomycota; Eurotiomycetes; Verrucariales; Verrucariaceae
Product: ATP synthase subunit gamma
Exons: 4
Coding region: 1-894 (297 amino acids)
Biological process (GO): proton motive force-driven ATP synthesis
Molecular function (GO): proton-transporting ATP synthase activity, rotational mechanism
Source: RefSeq, a predicted model, not a curated record